AUGGGCACGGUCGAUCCAACCUAUCCGCUCUACCCCGUUGCUAGUGUUCUUGCUUCAGCAAUGUUGCUGCUGGUGCUGCUGACCAACUUCGUCCGCCAGAAAUGGAACCUAGGUGUCUGGUUCCUGACCUUCUGGCUCUUCUUCGAGAACGCGACCAACGCCAUCAAUGCCUUUGUAUGGUCCGACAACGCCGACAUUAAACUGUAUGUGUACUGCGAUAUCGUUACCCAUAUCCAAAUCAUCACAUAUAUCGUCAAGCCUAUGGCGACGCUGAUCAUCACUCGCCGGCUGUACCUCAUUGCCACCCUCCAGGCCGUAGAGCUUUCCAGCAAGUCAAAGCGACACUGGGAUCUGGCGAUAGAGUGGACUCUCGGACUUAGCAUUUCCUUGCUCGUAGCGGGCCCUAUAUACUAUGUGAACCAGGGCACUAGAUUCAGUGUCUUCGAAGGCUUCGGAUGCUGUGCGGACAACGCGAUAUCAAUACUCGAGAUCCUAAUCUUGGAGUCCUGGACGAUCAUUCCCCCUCUGGUCUCCGUCACGUUUUACUACCCAAAGGUGGCAAUACUGUACUAUCGCCAGAGACAAGCCGUCAACAGCUUCCUCCGCAGCAACCCCUCCGUCUCACACACGAACUAUCUUCGUAUACUCGCUCUUGCCAGUAUCGACAUCUUGCUCACAUUGCCCUUUGCCAUCGUGUCCAUUGCUCUCACCAUCGCGCAGGCGCUGGAAUCUUCGUCCUCAUUUUCGUUUUAUCCUGGCUGGACCUUCCUACACACGGACUGGGAACCGGUGGCUAUUCGCUACGUCGAGGUAUCAUCCGACACUGCCUACCUCGCGCAACUCUACUUCAACAACUGGACAUCCCCCAUCCUCGCGUUCGCCAUCUUCGGCCUCUUCGGCCUAACAUCCGAGGCGUGUACAUCGUACUGGCGCGUCAUCUGCACCGUUGGCGGCUGGUUCGGAUGGAAGCCCUCGGUGCGAGUGCGCGACGGGCCGCCAUCGCUCGGAGAGAUUGAAUUCGGCGCUCGAACGCAGGACAGUGGCAUGUCGGGAUCCGAUCUCGAGGUGGGGUCGCUCGCACCGAACUCAAUGUGUGGCGAUGCACCUAUCUCGAACCGAGUUGUUCAGUUUGCAUCGGUCGAAGAAGCCUCGCUACGGCGCGAGGCAGAUCUGAAGUCGGCGGGAGAAGCGCGUGGUGUGCAUGGACCUGUUGAUGAUGCAAGGGUGCAGUAUCGAACGGAAGAUCAUUUGCCGGUGAUGAAGAACGUAUCGAGUGUCAUGCAGCUCUGCUCGUAUCCGUGCGCUCAGAAGCAUAUCACCGGUGGCGAGAGCAAGGAUCUCAGCACCAUAUGA
Molecule: messenger RNA, 1353 nt
Organism: Peniophora sp. CBMAI 1063
Lineage: Eukaryota; Fungi; Basidiomycota; Agaricomycetes; Russulales; Peniophoraceae
Source: the annotation of a GenBank genome assembly